UUUUCUCAAUCACAAUACAGCUUUUGUGUCUCACAGAAACUAUGGAUCAAAAGGAUAUACCACUGUGGAAGACUGACAUGAUCUUCUUCCUUCUCCUCUUUCCAAUACCUCUCUUCUUUCGUUACAUCAAGCAUGUAUUCUCUAAAAAUCCACCACUCCCACCAGGUCCAUUUUCAUGGCCUAUUAUAGGGAACAUUCACCAAAUGGGAAGGGAGCUCCAUUCCAUAUUAGCUAACUUAGCUAGAGUUCAUGGUCCCCUUAUGUCGCUGCGGCUCGGCACCCAAACUAUUAUAGUUGCAUCAUCUCCAGCAGCUGCAAGAGAAAUUCUUAAGACUCAUGACAAAACUUUGUCAGGCAGGCCGCUUUCACAUGCCACUCCAGUCAUAAACCCAACACUCAACAACUUCUCAAUUGGAUUUGCUAUCGAGUGCAAUGAUCAUUGGAGGCGCCUGAGGGCUAUUUGUAAAGCUGAGCUUUUUUCAGCCAAAGCAUUGGAAUCUAAAAAGAUGUCAAGAGAGAAGAAGGUGAUGGAGUUGAUAGGCUUCUUGGGUUCUAAGGAAGGUAAGGUUGUGAAUCUUGGAGAGGUAGUUUAUAUUACUGUUACUGAUAUCUUGAGUAAUGCAUUAUUUUCAGUAGACUUCUUAGAUUUUGAAGGUCAAGGUAUUGGAAAAGAAUUAAGGAAACUUUUAACGGAAGAUGCAGAAUUGGGUAUUACUGUAAAUUUAUCAGAUUUGUAUCCGAUAUUGAGUGGAUUAGAUUUUCAAGGUAUAAGAAAGAAAAGUAAGGAAAUACUUGGAAAACUUAUUACUAUUUGGGAGGAUAUUAUCAAAGAAAGGCGGAAACAAGAAAGUGUGAUUUCAGAUCAAAGCGAUUUCUUAGAUGCUUUGAUUAAAGAUGGUUAUACUAAUGAUCAAAUUAAUCAAUUGAUUGUGGAGCUAUUUAUAGCUGGCAUCGACACUAGUAUCAUUGCAAUUGAGUGGGGAGUAGCGAAUUUGAUGAAAAAUCAAGAUGCCAUGCAUAAACUUCGUGAUGAACUUGACCGUGAAAUUGGCACUGAUAACGUAAAAGAAUCGCAUUUAGCCCAUCUUCCCUACCUACAAGCUUGUGUCAAUGAGACACUGAGAUUGCAACCACCAGGACCGCUACUUCUUCCUCAUCGUGCCUUACAAACAUGCCAAGUGAUGGGCUACACAGUUCCUAGAGACUCUCAAAUUUUGGUUAACAUGUGGGCAAUUGGUCGAGACCCCAUGAUUUGGAAUGAUUCAUUGAGCUUCAAACCUGAGCGGUUUCUUGACUCAAGUUUGGAUUCUAAGGGAAAUAAUUUUGAAUAUAUACCUUUUAGUGCAGGAAGGAGAAUUUGCCCUGGACAAUCUUUGGCAACUAUGCAAGUUCCAUUUAUUUUGGCAUCAUUGGUUCACUCAUUUGACUGGUUUCUUCCAGGUAAUAUGAAUUCAACCGAGCUAGACAUGAAUGAGAAGUUCACCAUAACAUUGCGGAAGAAGCAACCCCUACAACUUAUUCCUAGAGGAAGAAAAUAGUUGUGUAUCAUUUCUUGUUUCUUAUUAUUAGUUAUUAAGAUAGUAGUUUGUGCAAGUAGUGUUUCUUGUGAAAUUGCGUCUUCAAAGCACAAUUUCAACUAGAGUG
Messenger RNA from Quercus lobata, 1644 nucleotides. RefSeq names its product probable (S)-N-methylcoclaurine 3'-hydroxylase isozyme 2. Lineage: Eukaryota; Viridiplantae; Streptophyta; Magnoliopsida; Fagales; Fagaceae. The transcript is spliced from 2 exons. Gene Ontology annotation, molecular function: iron ion binding; oxidoreductase activity, acting on paired donors, with incorporation or reduction of molecular oxygen; monooxygenase activity. Bases 42 to 1538 code for a protein of 498 amino acids. The record is from RefSeq and is a predicted model, not a curated record.